ACGAUACAGGCAAAAUUCUUCGUGCCCUCACUUUAUAACCCUAAAAUCAGAAAAUUUCCUCCGGCAUCAUAUCAUACCGGUACCAGUACCGUGGGGGAAAUUCCGGCAGACCCAUCUUGAAUACCAAUCCCGCUGUAUACUGCGUCGACUAUUACCUAUAUGAUCUCGAUGAUCUCAGCGAUAUGUCGGGGCGCUCGAGCUCCAGGAUGGCAGUUGGCCGCCGCAAAUCCAAUUCGGAUGCGCCCAUUCACUGCAAAGGUACGCAAUCUACACCUAGCGAUUUUCCCUGCCUUGUUUUAACUUGCGGUCCUUAAAGGCUCCACUUUUUGAUGAGAAACCACUUGCGCAAUCCCACGAGCAAUUUGACGGGCGAUCCAACGAGCAAUCCAACGAGCAAUCCAACGAGCAAUCCAAUAGGCAAUCCGGUGAGCAAUCGGACGGGCAAUCCUACGGGCAAUCCAACCGGCAAUCCUACGAGCAACCUAGCGAGCAAUUCGCUGCGGCCGUGAGAAGACCGAUAUUUCGACGAACCAUGUUACCCAUUUAUGGGGCGGGGCGAACCCCGUCAUCGGAUGUGAUAGCAUGCAUAGAAGAAGAUGAGAUGAACGAAAUCCUGUCAGGCCGUACACGAUACCUGUACCGAAAAUUCUUCUUCAAUGAGUCCACGAGAUAUGUCUGGCUGUAUGUUAAGAGACCGGUUGGGAAGCUUUCUCAUAUCGCAGAGAUCGGGGAUUGCAAGUUUGUUCCUCAGGAAAUCGAGAUGUUGCCCUAUUACACAAAAAAGCGGAUGGAAGCCAUGCAUGAAGCCGGCGCCGCCGACAGAUCAAGGAGGAUCCAGAGUGAUGCUGGAGAGGGCUCUGCUGAUGGGGGUGUUGGAGCUCUUCCUAAUAUAUCCUACUACUCUGAGGAUCCCCGGAGGUUUGAAAUACCUGGUCUCCCGCGAUAUGCUUUCCUGAUCCGCCACUUCUGGGAGAUAACCUCACCCUCGCAUGGGAUUACCUGCGAGGAGCUGUGGGAGAGGAGAUUCUUGCUGUCCCCGCCGCCUCCGAAAUAUAUGGUUGCCCGGAAUCAGAUGGUGGCGUUCAUGCCGUUAGAGAGACAGAGGAAGUUGUUUUGA
Molecule: messenger RNA, 1117 nt
Organism: Tuber aestivum (summer truffle)
Lineage: Eukaryota; Fungi; Ascomycota; Pezizomycetes; Pezizales; Tuberaceae
Source: the annotation of a GenBank genome assembly